Molecule: messenger RNA, 4320 nt
Organism: Zootoca vivipara (common lizard)
Lineage: Eukaryota; Metazoa; Chordata; Lepidosauria; Squamata; Lacertidae
Product: thiol S-methyltransferase TMT1A
Molecular function (GO): S-adenosylmethionine-dependent methyltransferase activity
Source: RefSeq, a predicted model, not a curated record
GGUGUGGGUUGGCUAGUGGGGUGUUUGUGGCGUUUGUUGGACUCAGUGUAUCUCCCGUCGUCUGGCUUUGAGGGGUUACAGCCGUUUCGGCAGAUAUAGCAUGUUGGGGUGUGUGUGUGUGUGUGUGUGUGUGUGUGUGACGUUGUCCUGCCCUCAAAGAUGCAGCUUAUUUCUAUUGGAUGAUGUUGGAGUCUUCAGACCUUCUGCUGGUGACGUCUAACUUAGGCACCACUUUUUUGUGUGUUUAAUCAUUAUUUUAGGUGUGAAAGGUGUGGUUUUUUGAUAUUUUUUUAAUGCUAGAUCCCACCCUGAUGGGCAAGGUGCGCUUUGUCCUAAUUUGAUGCAAUUUGGUUCAGCGGUUACGGUGAAAGGUUGUUACAUCCGCGCUCGCAAUGCCUACAUUUUUAUAUAUACAGUGGUGCCUCACAAGACGAAAUUAAUUCGUUCCGCGAGUCGCUUCGUCUUGCGAUAAUUUCAUCUUGCGAAGCGCGGUUUGCCACGGCAAAACCAAACAAACAAAACACCCGCCAAAAAAAAUCCGUCUUGCGAAGCGCGGCCAUAGAAAACUUCGUCUUGCGAGUCACCAAAAGCAUCGCAAAACGCUUUCGUCUCACGAGUUUUUUGUUGCACGAGGCAUUCGUUUGUGAGGUACCACUGUAUAGAUAAAGCUUUACAGUUUGUCUGCUUAAGUGCGUGCAGUGACCAACCUCAGGAUUCUGGAAUCCCCUUGUGCAUGGAAUUCAUGCUAAUUUGAAUGUUUAGGACCAGCGUCGUAAGAAACCAGCACAUCCUUCUGAGAUCUCAGAGAGACUUGCAGAGUGUGGGCUGCUUUUACGCUGUGAGCAACGUGUAAGUGAACGGUCUGGGAAAUGGGGGGUGCAUUGGUCCCAAUGUUCCAGGGCUUUAAGGGGUGGGUGGGUGGAUGGGGCUGCUUUGAUCUUGGAGUGGGAUAAGGCAGCUGGAAGCUAGCCCUCCUUUUCCCCAUUAGAUUGUGUGUAGGUUGAACUGAGGAGUUCAGGUUGCAGUGGCUAGGAGCCUUUUUUUCAAAUAAAAAAAUGAAUUGCUUUGGUGCAGCCCCAGUCGCCCCCCCCCACCUCAUGGGUUCUGGGACUGUGGGUGGUGGCUAAAAAUGGGGCUGGUGGUAAAUGGUAAAAAGAUAAAGGACCCCCGGACGGUUAAGUCCAGUCAAAGGCAACUAUGGGGUUGUGGCGCUCAUCUCACUUUCAGGCUAAGGGUGCCGGCAUUUGUCCACAAACAGCUUUCUGGGUCAUGUGUCCAGCAGGACUGAACUGCUUGUGGCGCAACGGACACCAUGACGGAAACCAGAGUGCAUGGAACGCCAUUUACCUUUUCGCCACAGCGGUACCUAUUUAUCUACUUGUGUUGGGGUGCUUUCAAACUGCUAGGUUGACAGGAGCUGGGACACAGCAAUGGGAGCUCACCACCAUCAAGCGAAUUUAAACCCCCGACCUUCCAAUCAGCAAGCCCAAGAGCAGGCAUCCCCAAACUGCGGCCCUCCAGAUGUUUUGGCUUACAACUCCCAUGAUCCCUAGCUAAGAGGACCAGUGGUCAGGGAUGAUGGGAAUUGUAGUCCAAAACAUCUGGAGGGCCGACGUUUGGGGAUGCCUGCCCAAGAGGCUUGGUGGUUUAGACCGCAGCACCACUCGCUCCCCUUAUUGGGUGGUGGCGGCAGCAACUGGCGGAGACUUAAGACUCAACUGGCAGCACUGCAGGGCCUCCCCCUUCUCCACACAGCCUUCUCUAACUGAACAAACUGGAAGAUUUGCUGUUAAGGUUCCAUUCCUCUUAAGAGUACAGUAACAUAUCUACAGAAAGGAGGGAGGAGGGGCCAUGGAAAUGAGGGUGGUGCAAGGGGAGUUUGAAAAAAUAAAGGAGGAAAAAAGGGGGUGAAAGUGAAAAGGAGGGAGUGCCAAAGGGGGCUGCAAAAAGGAGGCAAGGGACUGAGGAUGAAGGUUCAGGCAGUUACUAUGAGGGAGGUCUGUGCAUAAGUGGGGUUGCAGAAAAGGAGGCAGAAAAGCUAUGGACGGGAGGGUAAAGAUUAAAACUGGCGCAAAAUGGGAAUGCAGAAUGGGGGGGGGGAUUAUGUCUCUAAGGAACAGAAAAUCCAGCAAUUAAAGUGUCUUUUGAAGGGGGGUGGGGGUCAGGCAGUGUGUUGGCAAACAGUGGGGUAAACUGAACUUUCCUUGAAAAGUCCUUUCACCCCGAUGCUACAUUUGCCAAACUAGCUGGCUUAUUAAAGGUAGGUAGCCGUGUUGAUCUGAGUCGAAGCAAAAUAAAAAAAAUUCCUUCAGUAGCACCUUGAAGACCAACUAAGUUUUUAUUUUGGUAUGAGCUUUCAUGUGCAUGCACACUGCUGAAGAAGUGUGCAUGCACACGAAAGCUCAUACCAAAAUAAAAACUUAGUUGGUCUUUAAGGUGCUAGCUGGCUAAUGGCAGCCCUUAGCCAAGAAAUCAUGCGCUGUCCUUUGCACAAAAGAACUCUCCAUAAAACAGUAGCAGAUAAGGUAGAUCUUCAGAUCCCUGCCUGAGGGGCAAAAGGUUGCAUUGACAUCAAGGGAAAGCUAUAGGAGAAAUUGCAAGGCUGCUUUGAGAGAGAGAACUGUACAUACUUGAGCCUAACAACUUGAAUGAGUUAGAGUAGGAACAAACUGUUCCAGACCCUCCCAAGUGUCCCUAUUUUCCAAUGACAUUACCAGAUUUACAGAAGCCGUCCCGGUUUCUGAUAUGAUUCUGCUUUUCCUUAGCACAUCCCUAUUUCCAUCGGAGAAAUAUUGCAGGGUAUGGAGUUACUCGACCUUUGAGCCAAGGUGAUAAGUAAAUAUACAACCUUUAGAAGGCAUCUGAAGGCAGCCCUGUAUAGGGAAGUUUUUAAAAUGUUUAUUUAUAAAUGAGAAAAGUUGUUGUUGUUGUUGUUGAAUAGGAUGUCCGUAUUUUUAUCAGAUAAAUGUUUGAGGGUACGGUAUGUUGUUCUAAACACUUAAGAUUUGGCUACAUGUUAAUCAGUUAAUCCUCCAGAGAUUUUUUUCUUAACCCCCCCCCCCCCCCGCUUGGGUUAAGCUGCCUGUGAAUGGAAAAGGCUUUACCUCAGGUAACAACAACAACAACAACAACAACAACAACAACAACAACAACAACGUAGUAGUAGUAGUAGUUUAGUCGUGUCCGACUCUUCAUGACCUCAUAGCACACCAGGCACUCCUGUCUUCCACUGCCUCCCACAGUUUGGUCAAAUUCAUUUUAGUAGCUUCGAGAACACUGUCCAACCAUCUCGUCCUCUGUCGUCCCCUUCUCUUUGUGCCCUCAAUCUUUCCCAACAUCAGGGUCUUUUCCAGGGAGGCUUCUCUAUAUCGACGUUUGCACAGAGUUCAAAGCUAUUUGCCCUGCUUCUGGACUUUAGAGGGGAAAAGAGGGAGAAAGAUCGAGACUGGGCUGGAGGAGUUGAAAUGGCAACAGCCCUGGUCUUCUGCCUACGUCUCUGUCUCCAGCUGCUAGCCCUUCCCAUAUACAUGCUCUCGUACUUGGGAGUAUGGCAGCCUUACUGCAAGAAGAUCUUCCCGGCCUUCAUGGAGAAGUUUGCAGCCAGUUACAACAAGAAGAUGUCAAGGCAGAAACAAGAGCUGUUCCGCAACUUGUUGGAGUUUGCAGGCUCCUCGGGGCAGCUGCGGCUGCUGGAGAUAGGAACUGGCACGGGCUCCAACUUCCAGUUCUUUCCGGCCAACUGCAGGGUCACCUGUACAGACCCCAACCCCCACUUUCAACGGAGUCUAGCCAAAAGCAUGGCCCAGAACCAGCACCUUCAGUUUGACAGCUUUUUGGUGACCCCUGCGGAGAAUCUGCACGAGGUGGCCGAUUCUUCCGUCGAUGUCGUCGUUUCCACUUUGGUCCUCUGCUCCGUGCGGGACAUGCAAAGUGUUCUGAGCGAAGUCUGCAGGGUCCUCAAGCCAGGUGGAGCAUUUUAUUUCUUGGAACAUGUGGCUGCAGACCAUUCAAGCUGGUGCUACUUUUGGCAGCAAGUUCUCUUCCCAACAUGGAAACUUCUCUUUGACGGAUGCUGCUUAACAAGAGAGAUCUGGAGUGAUCUUGACAAAGCAAAUUUCUCAGAUGUAAAGCUGCAACAUAUAUGUGUCCCCUUACACUGGACACCGAUUCAGCCACAUAUCAUUGGUUAUGCUGUAAAGUAAUUUUCAAUGCACCAGUGCAAUCCAAUCAGAUGAAUGUUUACAGAAAAAUAUGUUCCACUGAGUUCAGCUCCUGUGUCGGACUGCAAUACAGUAGUAUGCUCAAUUACUUGGGAGAAAG